Molecule: messenger RNA, 1151 nt
Organism: Trematosphaeria pertusa
Lineage: Eukaryota; Fungi; Ascomycota; Dothideomycetes; Pleosporales; Trematosphaeriaceae
Exons: 2
Coding region: 50-904 (284 amino acids)
Source: RefSeq, a predicted model, not a curated record
GAUCAAACUACGGACAAAACACCAACAUAUCAGACACAAUCUACCCAUCAUGGCUUCGGAAUCUCCUCCGCAAGCAUUCAUUCCAAGUCGUGACGAUGUCCAUGCCGCGCGUAGCAUCCUCUCGUCCCUGGGCGUGCCGAACGAACUAGUGCUUGAAGUCCUCCACUUCGCGCGCUACUGGCCCGAGACAACCCACGAGACCAGCGAUCACUUCGUUCUUUUUGACGAGAAAUGGGAUGUCGACUUCACCGCGGCAUUCCCCUACCUCUGGGUCCCAAUUGGGUCCUCGGACGAUCCAGACGAUGAAGAGCAGCCCAAAGUCCGGGAAAUCGAGUUCCUUAUCGUCAGCCACGACCAGGGUUGGACUACGGAGGAUACGGCGGGAACCUACAAGACAUCCUCUUGGUUCGAAGUGUCGCACGCUCGAGCUGGUCCGGCGAGCGAUAUGCCACCUGAGCCCAUGGGGCCGUUCCCACAUGUCGACCGAGCACGAGAGUAUCUCUUAGAUGGUGCCCACAAUAUUGAGCUCAUGCCGCGGUCGUCGUCAGAAAUGGAGCCUCAGAGGUUGCAUUGCCGCGAGAUGAGAGAGGUGGCUAGCGAGCCAGAGAUAUUUCGGAAAAGGGCGCCCCCUUCUGACGAAGGGAGGUAUGCCUGGUACUUACAGGGCAACAAGGUCGGCAGAGGGCCAUCUGUUUUUGAAGGCGACUUGGUGAAGCGGUAUCGCGUUGUCUGGGGAUGUGCGGCGAAUCCGCGGUGGGAGGGCAAUGAGGGCGCUGGACGUGGAGAAGGCUUCCUGGAUUCGCUGCGGAAUGGGGAUUGGAUUGUCGUUUGGGCGAGGGCGAAGAGGAGAGGCUGGGAUAAUCACGUGCUCGGAGUACGUGUGACAGUCCGGUACACGAUCUAACAUCAACAUUCGGACAUGUUACGGCAUCCUCACUCGAAAGAAAUGUCUCUCGAAAGGAAUGUCUCCCUUCUCUUCACUCAUCACGUUUGAUGCUUUUCAGUCAUUCUGUCGUCAACAUGGAGAACUGGUAUCUUGUAUUGAUAUGCUUCAUUUUAUCUUUUGGUUGGCGUCACCCGGCUAUAAGGCAAACAGUAUGUGUCUAGCUCGAGGAGAGCACUCAAAUUUCAAAAAGGAGGUAAACUUCCUC